AUGAGGACGUCAGAACUGUUCCUAACGCAGCAGCAGCAGCUGAUCGCUCAUCUAUCCCAGGAGAUGUCAGUCCAACAAUGCCUAAAGGAGUUCUCCCGCGAUGACGUAGCACUGGAUGCACUAGCUGGCAACAUCACCGAAUUUCGAUACGCUCCGGACGAAGGGUGCACUUUUGAUUCAUGGUAUUCACUUUACGAGGAGCUAUUCGAUAAAGACGCCAGUAAGCUAGACGAUUCCGCCAAACGGUAUCAGUGCUUUCAGACCAUCAAAGAUGAUACAGAGGACAUCGUGUCAUACUCCUGCAAGGUAAACCGUGCUUGUGUGGAUUUUAACCUUGCCGACCUAUCCGAGGAGCAAUUAAAGUGCCUAGUUUUUGUUUGUGGCCUCAAUUCCUCGAAGGACUCCGAUAUUCGAAUGCGGCUGAUCACGAAGCUGAACGAAUCGUCAGAGAUAACGUUGGCGAAGAUCGUGGAGGACUGCAGAGCCCUGACGAACCUCAAAAACGACACCGUGCUGGUAGAAAAACCUUCAGCAACAGUGCGAGCUGUGAAGCACAACACCAACAAACUUGUCAAGUCGUCAUGUAAUUCGUCGGCUGCUGCGGGUAAUGGAACCAGGGCAGAUCAGCCACGUUCUCCGUGCUGUUCGUGUGGAGGAAUGCACUAUUCGAAGGACUGCCAGUUUCGGGGUCAUCAGUGCCGAGAGUGCGGAAAUAAGGGUCAUAAAGAGGGCUACUGUGCCUGCUUCACUGCAAAAUCAUCAUCCGGCAUUUCGAAAAAGAAUGCACGGAGCCAGAAGUUAACCAAGGUGGUCUCCGUAAACACAGGCAGCCGUGGGAGGAAAUUUGCGGAGUUGCGGAUAAACCAUGUCCCGGUCCGACUACAAGUUGAUUCGGCGUCGGACAUCAACAUUAUCACCACAGAAAUGUGGAAGAAGAUUGGAGAACCAGAAACAUCUCCGCCUUCAUGCCAAGCGGUGACAGCAUCCGGAGAACCGCUAUACAUCGCAUCCAAGUUCUGGUGUGACGUAUCAAUCAACGGGGUCUCCAAACGAGGUUUGUGUCGUGUCAUGGUUCCGGAAAUUUCUCUAUCAGUUCUAGGUGCUGACUGGAUGGACAAUUUCGGCCUAUGGGACGUUCCAAUCAACUCGAUCUGCAACCAAAUCAGUAGCCACAUGGAGGGAGCCGUCGAAGAGGAAUUCCAACGACUGCAUCAACUUGGCGUGCUGAAACCGGUUGAUUACUCCGAGUGGGCGGCGCCAAUAGUGGUCGUUCGGAAGCCAAACGGACGGAUUUGCAUCUGUGCGGAUUUCUCUACUGGUUUGAACGACGUCCUCGAGCCGAACCAAUAUCCGCUACCGCUACCUGAGGAUAUUUUUGCGAAGAUGUGGGGGUGUCGGUAUUUUAGCCAUAUCGACCUCUCCGAUGCCUACCUACAGGUUCAGGUGGAUGAAAGCUGCCAAAACCUUCUCACCAUCAACACUCACAAGGGGCUCUCACUCGCUUGUCUCCAGGCAUCAAAUCAACUCCGGGGACGUUUCAGCAACUGGUAG
Messenger RNA from Wyeomyia smithii (pitcher-plant mosquito), 1551 nucleotides. RefSeq lists its product as uncharacterized. Lineage: Eukaryota; Metazoa; Arthropoda; Insecta; Diptera; Culicidae. The coding region runs from base 1 to 1551 and encodes 516 amino acids. The record is from RefSeq and is a predicted model, not a curated record. The transcript has 3 exons.